This is a messenger RNA of Branchiostoma floridae (Florida lancelet), 915 nucleotides long. RefSeq lists its product as uncharacterized. Lineage: Eukaryota; Metazoa; Chordata; Leptocardii; Amphioxiformes; Branchiostomatidae. The coding region runs from base 34 to 756 and encodes 240 amino acids. Gene Ontology annotation, molecular function: lipid carrier activity; enzyme activator activity. Gene Ontology annotation, cellular component: cytoplasmic side of plasma membrane. Gene Ontology annotation, biological process: ganglioside catabolic process; lipid transport. The transcript has 5 exons. The record is from RefSeq and is a predicted model, not a curated record.
AUCUUUCUUGAGACAGCACAUCCUAAAGACAACAUGUUGGCCUUUUUCUUCGCUACCAUCGCCCUUGCGGCGGCACAGUUUGACCAAAACUACCAGUUCGGGAAUCUGAACACUCCCAUUAACCAGGCUCUCAUCUUCGACUGUGGAAGCAAUCCCGAUCGGGCUUUGAGAAACCCCAAGUUCGUUUUCAGCAGGGACGACUUGGAGUUGCCCGGUAGCUUCACUAUCAUAGACGCCGAGAUCGAGGUAGCCAAGCCCAUCAAUAGACCAUUGUACGGCAAGAUAGACGCCUGGAGAACCAUCUACCUGUUCGGUGGUGCGGCUUCAACUAUCCAGCUGGGCUGUUUCUAUCUGUCAGGCAAGGACUAUGGCGUUGGAAGUUGUGACUACGGGGAACUUUGCGGGCUUUUGGACCUGAACACACCAGUCAACAACAUUACUGGUGAACUGACCUGUUACGAGGAGGCGAUGAACCUGGGUAUCCCGGAGGACCAGUGCACGUGUGAGGGGAUCGCGCCCAAGGUCUACAGCCUGAGCAACUGGUACAAGGAGGUGGACCUGACCGACUUGGAGAGUGGUGUCCUCACAUUCCUGGCCCAGGGAGACUAUGAGAUCAAGAUGACGGCCACAGACGCUAGCGGUGCGGAGCAGGCCUGUAUCGGCAUCAGGGUGCCGGUGAAGGAGUAUGAGGACCCCAACGCCACUGACAGCGGCUGGUUCUUCGGCAAGAGGAAGCGCUCAGCAAAGUUGCUGUAAUUUCAGCACACAAAACUGUGACGUCACUGACGUCAUCACAGAAAACAUCGACGCCCUCUCGCGAAAGUUGACGUCAUCACAGAACGUUUAGACAUCUUCAGAGUAGAACGAUAGUUGAUGCACUUUUGUUGGAAUAAACUGAAUGGGAAGAACAUGAAA